This is a messenger RNA of Thermochaetoides thermophila DSM 1495, 4515 nucleotides long. Its product is annotated as ATPase-like protein. Gene Ontology annotation, cellular component: membrane. Bases 1 to 4515 code for a protein of 1504 amino acids. Gene Ontology annotation, biological process: transmembrane transport. Gene Ontology annotation, molecular function: ATP binding; ATP hydrolysis activity; ABC-type transporter activity. The record is from RefSeq and is a predicted model, not a curated record. NCBI's taxonomy places the organism in Eukaryota, Fungi, Ascomycota, Sordariomycetes, Sordariales, Chaetomiaceae. The transcript has 5 exons.
AUGGACUUCGCAGGAUGUCCUGACGACGAGAAGUUCGGUCCCGUUGUCCAGGGCUGCCGUGAUGACUUCGACUUCACCAUCAAGUUCGAGAAGAUCUUCUUCAGCUUGAUCCCGGCCUCUCUUCUCAUCGCGGCAGCUCUGUGUCGUGUGGUCUAUCUGCUGCGUAGGCCGGUCAUUGUGGGGGGACGAGUACUCCAAGUAGCUAAAGUUGCGACCGUCGUUGUCUAUGCCGCUCUCCAGUUCUCGCUGCUCCUUCUAAGCAGCAUCAACGCUCAGAGAUUCAGGGCUCUCUUCGUUUCUUCGGACACCCUGAGUCUGGCUUCGGCGCUCUGUAUGCUUGUGCUAUCCUUUCUGGAGCACUCGCGCUCUCCUCGGCCCUCAACCCUCCUCAGUGGAUAUCUUUUCGUCACAAUCCUAUUCGACAUCGCUCAAGUCCGCACGUUCUGGCUUGCUUCAACAAACAGCAAGGAGUUGGCCUUCUCUCGACUGUCCACAUGCGGCGUCGUGAUCAAAGCCUUGAUGAUCUUGCUGGAGGCCCGGUCCAAAUCGAAGUGGAUUAUCCAGUGGGAUGUCAAAGAACACAGCCCAGAGGAGACAACCGGCUUGUAUGGCCUUGGUGCCUACCUCUGGUUGAAUGCACUCUUCUUGAAGGGCUACCGCAAAGUGCUGGAAGUCAACGAUCUUUACCCCCUGGACAAUGACAUGGCUGCCGAGAGUCUUCAUGCUCGGCUUUCGCAUCAUCUCGACGUUUCCACGUUCAAGGGCAAGAAGCAUGGACUUGCCGUGGCCCUUGCAAAAGCCCUGGCCGUUCCACUCAUCCUCCCUGUGGUACCUAGGGUCGCACUCGGGGCUUUUCGCUUCUGCCAGCCAUUCAUCAUCGAGUCUCUGCUCAAACAUCUGGGCAAGAAGGACGAGGUCUCGCCAGACAACAUCGGUUACGGGCUGAUCGGAGCAACCAUCCUUGUCUAUGUCGGCAUCGCGGUAGCCAACGCCUUCUAUUGGUAUUUCCAGGAACGCGUCCUGUAUAAGGCACGAGGUCUCAUGGCGAAAGCUAUCUACAUGAAGACAACGGAACUCAAAAUUACUGCUUCUGAUGACUCGGCCGCCCUUACGCUCAUGAGCACAGACAUUGACCGCAUCCUCCUAGGCUUCCAUCCUAUCCACGAGUUCUGGGCCAAUAUCAUCCAGGUUGCCCUGGCUUGCUGGCUCCUGUCCCGACAAAUUGGUCCAUCUUUUGUUGCUACGCUCAUCGUCGUCACCGCCUGCUUUCUUUGGACUGCCAUUCAGGCCAAGUUUGCUGGCCCCAGACAAAAGAUCUGGAUGGAGAAAAUCCAGAGGCGGGUUGGCCUGACUUCGACCAUCAUCGGGCAGAUGAAGCACCUGAAAAUUUCUGGUCUCUCCCGUCCCAUUGAGCAGUCCAUUCAAGCCCUGAGGGUUGACGAACUCAAGGCAAGCGCUCGAUACCGGCAGCUGAUGGUUUUUGCCGCUUUCAUUGGCCUCAUGCCGGGCUUUUUGUCUCCGCCGGUUACCUUUGCGUUUGCUUCCAGGAAGUUGGAUGUCACGACCAUCUUCACGUCUCUUUCUUACAUCACGUUACUUACGGAACCUCUGGGGCUUAUCUUCCAAUGGUUCCCAAUGCUGGUUGGGACGUUUACUUGCUUGAAUCGCAUCCAGGCUUUCCUCGAGCAAGACGCUCGUCACGAUUACCGUGAGCAAACGGUUCGCGGGCAGACCACUGUGACAGCCCCCGCAGACACAGAAAAAUCUGUUGACGAGGGCUCUCCCUCCGCCAGCUCUGCCAGAUUGAUAGUCCGUGGCGGAGCGUUUGGAUGGGAUCCGGAGCGACCGGUUCUCAAGGACAUCAAUUUCGAGAUCCCCGCUUCACGUCUCACCAUCGUCAUCGGGCCCGUGGCUUCCGGCAAGACAACACUCUGCAAGGCGCUUCUCGGUGAGGUGCCAGCGGCACACGGCCAUGUCUCCAUGUUGGGGCCGAGCUUAUCUAGCAAAAUCGGCUACUGCGAUCAAAACCCUUACCUGUGCAAUGAGACAAUCCGCGAGAACAUCAUCGGUUUCCGGCUCUUCGACCGAGAACGCUACGACGAGGUGAUCGAAGCUACGAUGUUAAAGCCCGAUCUCGCUCUGCUACCCCAGGGCGAUCAGACAAAGAUCGGCAGCAGCGGGAUCACGCUGAGUGGAGGCCAGAAGCAGCGCGUUGCGAUAGCAAGGGCCCUCUACCUCGACACUGACUUCUACAUAUUCGAUGAUAUUCUUAGCGGGCUUGACGCCGACACGGAGAAGCAGGUCUUUCUGCGCGUCUUCUCGCCUAGUGGAUUGAUUCGGAAACGGAAUGCCACUGCUGUGCUCUGCACUCACUCAGUGCACCACCUGCCCUCUGCGGACCAUAUCAUCGUGCUUGGGCAAGAUGGCACGCUGCUUGAGCAGGGCACAUUCCAAGAAUUGAUGGCCAACGACAAGUAUGUCUCAACGCUCGGAGUCUUGGACUCGUCGGAGUCGAACUCAGAAGGCAGCUGGGCUACUCCCAAGGAGGACGUUGCACCGAGUGACGGUUCUGCUCGGGUACUGCCCGCAAAGACGCAGCUGCCUGUCAUGUCCGAAGCCGAGGCUCGGGCGCGGAUGACCGGCGACUGGGCCGUUUAUCGACAUUACUUUGCCCGCAUCGGCUUGCUGUCGAAAGUGACCUUCAUCGUCGGCGGCGUAUCAUGGGGUUUCUUCCUCAACUUCUCGACCAUCUGGCUCAAGUUCUGGUCCGAAGAUGUCCAGUCUCCUAAGCAAAGCCACUCUAACGCUUUCUGGAAUGGAUUGUAUGCUCUUUUCCAGAUGUGUGCCAUCUUCACCCUCCUCGUGGUCGCCAUGAUCAUGAUGAUCAUGAUGGUUUCUAUUUCUGGCGCAAAGCUGCAUCAAGAGGCGCUGGCGACUGUCAUCAAUGCCCCGCUGAAGUUUUUUGCGACUACCGAUACCGGUGCUGUCGUUAAUCUCUUCUCUCAGGACAUGACGCUCGUGGAUAUCCAGCUGCCGAAUGCGUUUGUGAACCUGGUGCUUGACGCGUGGGGUGUGAUUGGUAUGGCGGCCGUUAUCGCAGCUACAUCACCCUACCUCGUCAUUACGUACCCUUUCUUAUGUGCGGUGCUCUAUGUGCUGCAGAAGUUCUACCUCCGCACGUCCCGGCAGAUGCGCUUGCUUGAUCUGGAGGCGAAGAGUCCGCUUUACUCCCACUUCAUCGACACCCUCAAGGGCAUCGACACCUUCCGUGCCUUCGGCUGGAUUCAAGACAGCAUCGCGAAGAAUAGCAAGCUCCUGGACACCUCUCAAAGGCCUGCCUACCUUCUCGCUAUGAUCCAGCGCUGGCUGGCAUUCACGCUCGAGAUGAUUGUCGCUCUUCUUGCCGUAGCGGUGGUGGUGCUCGCUACACAGCUCCGCUCGAACCAGGCGCUUGCCGGCGCCGGUUUGGUUACUUUGAUGGUCUUCGGGGAUAACCUAACUGCAAUCAUCCGGUUUUACACCCAACUCGAGACAUCGAUUGGCGCGGUCAGCCGGUUGAAGUCGUUCGGUGAGAAGGUUGAGUCGGAGAAUAGGCCGGGCGAGGAUUUGGUGCCGCCUAAGGAGUGGCCGAGGAAGGGGGAGAUUGAGAUCAAGGGGGUUUCGGCUUCGUAUGGCGCCGCCGAUCAAGAAGAAGAUGAAAAGAUCCACCUCGCCCUGAACGACAUCAACCUUCAUAUCUCCCCCGGCGAGAAGGUAGCCAUCUGUGGCCGCAGCGGCAGCGGGAAAUCCUCCCUCCUCCUCCUCCUCCUCCGCCUGCUCGACCCCACUGACACCAACACCUCCACCUUAACACUCGACUCCCUCCCUUUAACCCGUAUUCCCCGAUCCCUCCUCCGAGACCGGCUCAUCGCUAUCCCUCAAGAACCCGUCUUCCUCCCUUCCACAACCUCCACCUCUUCUCCUCCCCCCUCGUCAGGAUCAGAAUCAAGUUCCAAAAAGGCCGUAACGGCCACAACAAUCGAAACCAACCUCGACCCCGACUACCUCGCCACACGCGAAGACUGCAUCGCCGCCCUGCAGCGCGUCACACUCUGGGAUUUCAUCUCCUCCCGCGGCGGGCUUGACGCGCAAUUAGCUACAGAUACCUUUUCACAGGGUCAGAAACAGCUCUUCAGUCUGGCAAGGGCGAUCGUCCGGAGGAGGGUGCGGGCCCGGGAGACAGGGAACGACUCCGACAAUGGUGGAGAUGGCGGUGUGCUGCUCCUGGACGAGGUCAGUUCUAGUGUGGACAGGGAGACGGAAGAGACCAUGGCGCGGGUGAUCGCAGAGGAAUUUAAAGGAUGGACAGUAGUGAUGGUGAGUCACCGGUUGGGGAUGGUGAUGAGGUGGUUUGAUCGGGUGGUGGUGAUGGAUAAGGGGGGGAUUGUUGAGACGGGCAGGCCAAGAGAGUUGGUGGAGCAGGAAGGUUCGCGGUUCCGGGAGCUGUGGUUGGCGCAGGCAGGCGGGCAGAAUUAA